GAUAGACUUAGCUGUAUGAUGAAAGUUGAUUUCCCAAAUUAAUAAGGUGAAAAGCGGAAGUUGCAAACGCAACCGUAUCCUAGCUGUUGAACCAAGCCAUAUAUAGCAAAAGAAAAUACAGAAGAAGAAAAAAACCUUCAAAGGUCAACAUUGUCAUAUAAUAUGUACCAUACUGUUUAUUUUCGGUACCCUCCGUAACUUCCCGAUUCAAUCUCUUAUUCAUUGACCCUAGACGAUAAGCUGGGUGGUUACGUUGCACUGUGAUUCCAUUAUAUUGUUGUGAUUAACUAAUUAUUGUACUUUUUAUAAAAGAUUGUUUCUUGAAUCAUCUUAAUGCUGCUCUAUCUCUUGUGAAGGAGAGAGAGAGAGAGAGAGAGUGAUUAACAAGACACAAGAAUGGCUACGCCGAAUCCAGUAACAGCAGCAGCACCACCAGCAUGUCCAGCACCAAUGAAAGCCACGUCCAAUGGGGCGUUCCACCAUGAAAAUCCUCUUGACUAUGCUCUUCCAUUGCUAAUUGUUCAAAUAUGUAUCGUUGUUGGCUUCACCAGAUUCCUUGCAUUCCUUUGCAAACCCCUUAGACAGCCUAGAGUUAUUGCAGAGAUCAUCGGAGGAUUACUGCUAGGACCAUCUGCAUUUGGACGAAACCAGAAGUUCCUAAACACAAUCUUUCCAAAGAAGAGCUUAACAGUUCUGGACACCAUAGCCAAUGUAGGUCUCUUGUUCUUCUUGUUUCUCGUUGGUCUUGAGCUUGAUGUCCGCUCCAUUAAGCGUACUGGGCCAAAGGCCUUAGCCAUUGCCGUGUGCGGCAUCACUUUCCCUUUCCUUCUCGGCGUUGGAACCUCUUUUGUUCUCAGAGCAACCAUCUCACAAGGUGUUCAGCCACUUGCCUUCAUUGUUUUCAUGGGCGUGGCUCUAUCUAUCACUGCCUUCCCUGUCUUGGCUCGAAUCCUCGCCGAGCUCAAGCUUCUAACCACUGAUGUUGGAAGCAUUGCCAUGUCUGCGGCUGCAGUGAAUGAUGUUGCAGCAUGGAUACUCUUAGCUCUUGCAAUAGCUGUCUCCGGUGACAACACUUCUCCGAUAAUCUCUCUUUGGGUUCUGCUUUGUGGUGCCGGUUUUAUACUCUUUGCUGUGUAUGGCAUAAGGCCUUUGCUGGUGAUAAUGGCGAAGCAUUCGCUGUCUGGGGAGCCGGUUAAAGAGACCUACAUAUGCUUCACGUUGACGUUGGUUUUGGCUUGUAGUUUUCUGACCGAUACAAUUGGUAUCCAUGCUCUGUUUGGUGCAUUUGUGGUUGGUAUAAUUGUCCCAAAAGAUGGUCCUUUUGCUGGGGUUUUGAUUGAGAAGAUUGAAGACUUGGUCAGUGGGAUUUUCUUGCCACUAUAUUUUGUGUCUAGUGGGUUGAAGACAAAUGUGGCUACUAUUAGUGGAGGCACUUCUUGGGCAUUGCUUGCACUUGUUAUUUUCAAUGCUUGCUUUGGAAAGAUUGUUGGCACUGUUGUGGUGUCACUCUCAUGUAAGGUGCCUUUUAGAGAAUCAUUGGCACUUGGCUUUCUCAUGAACACUAAGGGUUUGGUAGAGCUCAUUGUUCUUAACAUUGGAAAGGAUCGCAAGGUGCUGAACGACCAAGCAUUUGCAAUUUGUGUUCUGAUGGCACUUUUCACCACCUUCAUCACGACCCCAAUAGUGAUGGCAGUGUACAAGCCAGCUCGGAGAGGAGCACCAUACAAACACAAAACAAUCCAGCGCAAGGAUCUGGACACAGAGCUGAGGAUGCUGGCAUGUUUCCACAGCACACGCAGCAUCCCAACCUUGCUGAACCUCAUCGAAUCUUCCCGCGGAACCAAGAAGUUUGGGAAGCUUUGCAUUUACGCCAUGCACCUUAUGGAGCUCUCAGAGCGCUCCUCUGCCAUCACUAUGGCCCACAAGGCACGCAGGAACGGCCUUCCUUUCUGGAACAACAAACCCGACGACGCCAACGGCAACAACGAUCACAUGAUCAUUGCUUUCCAGGCUUACGGAAAACUCAACAAGGUUAACGUUCGUCCCAUGACUGCUAUCUCUGAUCUCGCUAACAUCCAUGAAGAUAUCUGCACUAGCGCUCACCAAAAGCGUGCUGCAAUGAUCGUCCUUCCAUUCCACAAGCACCAACUCGUUGAUGGAUCCAUGGAGUCUCUGGGAAGCUCGUUCCGUCACAUGAACGAGCUUGUUUUGAGCCACGCUCCUUGCUCUGUAGGGAUCUUGGUUGACCGUGGACUAGGCGGCGCAAGCCAGGUUCAAGCAUCUGACGUGUCAUACAACAUAGUUGUGUUGUUCUUCGGUGGACGUGAUUGUAGAGAAGCACUUUCUUAUGGUAUGAGGAUGGCACAGCACCCGGGUAUCUCGCUGACGGUUGUUAAGUUUGUUACAGCACCGGGGAAGAGCCUGGCCUUCGGGGCGAAGCUUGUCGCUGUGUCAGUAGACAAGCAACAGAAAGUGGUUACAGAGAUUGAUGAAAACGAAAAACAGUUAGACGAGGAGUUGUGGAACGAGUUCUUGGGGAAGUCAAUCAAGUAUGAGGAGAGACUAGUGGAUAGCCGAAACGACAUUGAGGCUGCUUUGAGGGAGAUGAGUAGGUCCAGCCUUAUUUUGGUUGGUAGAAUGCCAUCCGUUGCACCCUUGGUUUACAACAGUGACUCUGCUCAACUUGGCCCUGUUGGAAGCUUCUUGGCUUCUUCGGAAUUCUCAACCACCGCGUCUGUUGUUGUCAUCCAACAGUAUAAUCCAGCUGCUGAUGCUCACCCACUCGUCAUGGAGGAAAUUGAUCAACUUGAGGAGCCUGAUACCCCGCUCUGAUCUAACUUCUUUUUAAUUGUUUUAGUACCCCACUACCCGGCCUCGUAUAUAUUGAUUUGAAGGAUGGUCUAACUUUCAAAUGUGUUGUAAAAGAUAUGCAAGUGGGCUGCUCAUUGGACAAGUUUUUAGAUGUUCCGAUAAUAAGUUAGUACUUUUAGUUUGAUUAAUUAAUGUUUUUACAUUAAUAUUAUAGGUUUAGGUGAGUGUUUGUUUAUUCUUAUAUCUUUAUGAGUAACUAUAUUUUUCUGUAAUCUAUAAGCUAUAGUUAAUAUCUCCUCUUAAUGUA
Messenger RNA from Arachis ipaensis, 3118 nucleotides. Lineage: Eukaryota; Viridiplantae; Streptophyta; Magnoliopsida; Fabales; Fabaceae. The record is from RefSeq and is a predicted model, not a curated record.